This is a messenger RNA of Trichomonas vaginalis G3, 1566 nucleotides long. Its product is annotated as poly ADP-ribose polymerase family, member PARP family. NCBI's taxonomy places the organism in Eukaryota, Parabasalia, Trichomonadida, Trichomonadidae. Gene Ontology annotation, molecular function: NAD+ poly-ADP-ribosyltransferase activity. The record is from RefSeq and is a predicted model, not a curated record. The transcript has a single exon. Bases 1 to 1566 code for a protein of 521 amino acids.
AUGAGUGACGAAGAAGAAGAAGUUUAUGUUGUAUAUGAAGAAGAAGAGGAAGUAGAAGACUCAUCCAGUGAUGAAUUAGUUCAAUUGGUUUCUGAGUCAUCUAAUACAUUUAUUACGAAAGAAAUUGAAUCCUUUUCUCAUUACCUACCAAAUUGGAGUGCAUACUCAUCUGAUAAUCGUAUGAUCAUUAAUAUUCCAUCAUCAUUCUUGCCCUUAGCUCAAAAAGUUGUUUACGGCUUUUCUGUCCAUGAUAUUUUACUUAAUUUAACAAUUACAAUGAAUUCCAACGACUGGACGACACCUCCACAAAUAACAUUCGAGCACCCUAUUUACAAAUCUCAAUUUAUCGGCCGUCCUUUAAUUGUUGACUUAAUUCCAAAAUUCUUCAACAAAGAUUAUAAACCAAAACAAAAUUAUCGCGCUGCAGGCUACGUACUAAAUGCUGCCGGUCAUGCCGACCCAGAACUUGUCAAGCUUCUUGCUAAAGAAGGAAUUUCGGCAGAAAGAGCCAAAACAGCUUUAGUUCUCUGCAGAAACAAGAUCAAUGAUGCAAGAAGCUUCCUGAGGACAGGUCAAAAAGCAGAUGUUAGUACCAGAAUGCCCUGCAAAUUUGAAGAAUGUAGAUUACUUUACUUUAUCGUUGAAAUAUGUGAUUUAUUCAUCGGUUUACAAGAUCAUUGUUGCUUCUGUGGCAAGAAGCUCUCAGAAGCAACAGUCAAACCUUCAGUUUGCUCAAACAAAUUAUGCAAUUUCUCAUUUACUCAACUUGGUGUUGGCACAAGCCUUCUCCAAGAGAUCAGGCGCGACCCGGACGUGGCAGAUCUUAUGAUAUCUUGCUUCGCUACCGCUCUGGGAACUGCCUGGCUGAAACCAAAACCAAAUAAUUUCACAGACGAUGAAAUGAGACAGAUUAUCAACGGAUUACCAACUGUUUCUGAUAUGGUACGAGCCAAUGACGACCACCAAUUGGCAAAUCUCGUUGGAGAUAAAGCGAUUUUACUAUUAAAUUGGAUUAUUCUCUCGAACAAGUCACAGUUAUACGAAUUGUCACCCGAAUUACGACUCAAGCAGUUCCCAACUCGUCACCAAUUCCUUACUCUCAUGGCUUCUGAAGAGAGAGAAAACGAAUUUAAAGCAUUGAAAGCGAAAUACGGUUCUUUCUUCCUUUGGCAUGGAUCUACAGGUGACAGAUGGCACUCCAUCAUCAGAAAUGGUCUAAAGAACGGAACAGGAACCGAAAUGCAACAAAAUGGAAAAGUUUUCGGAUCUGGAAUUUAUUUGGCCUCCGAACUUUUGACUUCACUUAACUACGUAAAGAAUGUCCAGAACGAAUACGCAAGAAGCACGUUAGGAAAUUCACUCCAAGCUGUUGGUCUUUGCGAAGUUGCAAAAGUUCCUGAUUUGGAAGACCACGGAAGAGCUUACACAUUGAUGAACGAAAAGGCUAUUGUUGUGAGGUUUUUGUUCGUCGGAGCAAAUUUCUCAUACGAUGUUGUCCAGAAACCUUUGGAACGUGUUCCAAAGUUGAAAGAUAUCCUCAACUAUCACGCUUCUCUUAAUAAAUGA